AUGUUUGCUGGUAAAGCAAAUUCCCUAAGACAUGCUCUUUAUAAACGUCAUAAGUCAGACUCAUCAUCCUCCGGUUCAUCAUCAAAAAAUUCAAAUUCUUUAGCACCAGCUCCGAUUCUUGAGGAUGUUGAAAAACAUGAUAAUUUUAUGAUAUUACGUAAACCUUCUGCUACAAAAUCACCAAGAGGACGUGUGAAAAGUUCUACAGAUACUUCUCAAAAAGAUUCAUACCUUUCUACUAUUAAUAUUGAAACUAGUUGUACAUGUGGAGAUUUUUUUCCACAAAUUAAACAAAAAAAAUCUACACCAGUUUAUUCACAAUUAUCAUUGAUAUGUCCUUUACAUGAGAAUCCAUUACAUUUUCGAUCUAAUAGUGCCUCACCACAUAUCUUCAAUUCACAAAAUUUUUUAAGUGGUCCUGUAUCACCCAGAAACCCAACAAAUACUUCUGUUCCAAUAUUAAUACCAUUAAGAUCAAAUUCUGCUCGUAGUGGAACAUCUUCUUCAUUAAGUUAUUCUAACAGAAAUUUAUUUAUUGCAACAAGACUUGACUCUAGUAGUGUUUAUGACUUUGAAGAUUGGAAUGAUGCUCUUGAAUCACCACAUAUGCAUGUUGAGAACAGUCCAGGGAUAAGUUCAACAUCUUAUCAUAUGGGACUGACAGAGAUAAAUAAGAUUAUAUUUGAAAAUCAAGAUGCUGUAUAUUCAUUAUUUAUGAAAGCUCACAAAUGUUAUGAUGUUAUACCAACAUCAUCAAAAUUAGUAAUAUUGGAUAUUGAAUUACCAGUUAAAAAAGCAUUUUUUGCUUUAAUAUAUAAUGGUGUCAGAGCAGCUCCUUUAUAUGAUUCAAAAAAACAAGAAUUUGUAGGAAUGUUAACAAUAACAGAUUUUAUAUCUAUUCUUGUUAAAUAUUAUAAUAAGGAUUCUACACAUGAAGGUAUAAAAGAAUUAGAGGAACAAAAAAUUGUUGAAUGGAGAGAACAAUUUAAAGAGGAUGGUAAUUUAAAAAAAUUUAUUACUAUUGAUCCACAAGAAAGUUUGUACAAGGCAGUUCAAAUGUUGUGUGAAGAGAAAAUUCAUAGAUUACCAGUAUUAAAUUCAGGGACGGGUAAUGUAAACUAUAUUCUAACACAUAAAAGGUUGAUUAAAUUUCUGAAUUUAUAUCUUAAUGAUCUUCCAAAACCUACAUUUAUGGAUAAAACACCAAAAGAACUUGGUAUUGGUUGUUGGGAGAAUGUUAUAUCAAUAUCUAUUAAUACACCCCUUGUUGAAGCAUUAAAAAUAUUUUUAGAAAAAAGAGUAUCUGCAUUACCAUUAGUUGAUGAUGAUGGAAAAGUUGUAGAUAUUUAUGCUAAAUUUGAUGCCAUAAAUUUGUGUAGUGAUAAGGCAUACAUUAAUCUUGAUAUUACUGUUAGUGAUGCACUUAGUCAUAGGAAUGAUCUUUUUGAAGGUGUCAAGACAUUCCGAACAACUGAUUCAUUAAUUAAUAUUGUACAGAUUUUAGUUGAAUCACAAGUACAUAGACUUGUUGCUGUAGAUGAUGAAGAUAAAAUAUUAGGAAUAGUAUCAUUAAGUGAUAUUCUUAGAUAUCUUAUAUUGGAUGUACCUAAUUCUUCAAAGAAUAAAUCUUCAACGGAUAACAAAUCUACUAUUAAUAAUACUAAUGAUGAUUCCACAGUAAAUAUUGAUGAAAAUGGAGUAUCUUGUAUUUCUAUUCACAACACUACUACUCGUUAA
Strongyloides ratti is the source of this 1737-nucleotide messenger RNA. RefSeq names its product IP17340p. The transcript is spliced from 4 exons. Lineage: Eukaryota; Metazoa; Nematoda; Chromadorea; Rhabditida; Strongyloididae. The record is from RefSeq and is a predicted model, not a curated record. The coding region runs from base 1 to 1737 and encodes 578 amino acids.